Molecule: messenger RNA, 3650 nt
Organism: Archocentrus centrarchus (flier cichlid)
Lineage: Eukaryota; Metazoa; Chordata; Actinopteri; Cichliformes; Cichlidae
Gene: dhx36
Product: DEAH (Asp-Glu-Ala-His) box polypeptide 36
Exons: 26
Coding region: 315-3491 (1058 amino acids)
Cellular component (GO): cytoplasm; nucleus; intracellular anatomical structure
Molecular function (GO): G-quadruplex RNA binding; RNA helicase activity; ATP binding
Source: RefSeq, a predicted model, not a curated record
CGGCGUUAUCCUGCGACAUGCCGGAUGGCAACAGCGAGCAUCUAAACUGACACUUUUACCGCAGGAUAUUGUUUAAAAAAGUGAGUUACAGGGACGGAAUUUGAGUUUUGCAUGUGGUUGUCAAGAAGUCAACUGUUAGUAGCUGCGUGAGUAUUGCCACAUUAUUUUUAGCUUGAAUCUGUGGUCCGCAAAUCCACUGAAUAUAGCUAGUUAGCCAGUAGGUGUAAGCCAUCCUUUAAUCGAACCUGGUUAACGGACAGUUCCUGAAGGUUUGUUGGCAUUUGGCUCGGCCAUUGCUUGCUUCUGACUGCACUAUGAGUUAUGGAUAUGGCGGCGGCGGCGGAGGAAGAAAAGGCAGAAGAGGAGGUCGCGGUUGCAGAGAUAGCAGCAGAGAAAGAUGGGACAGAGGAGGUUCAAGAGGAAACAGUUCCGACUUUGACCAGGAUCGGGGAGGAGGUGGACAAAGAGACCGUCCUCCUCCGCAUCUGAAGGGCCGUGAGAUUGGUCUGUGGUACGCAAAAUACGGAGCCGUGAGGAGGAAACAAGCUGACCGGAGAUCGCGGGCGGUAGUCCAGAUGGAUGAGGCAAGAGAGCAACGUAUUACCGAGCUGCUUAACUCCGUCCAGAAUGACCAGCUUGACCCAGUGAGGGACAGCAGGGAUGCAAGAGCCUCUACCUCUGACAACUGGCAAACAGCUACCAGGAAUAGUGGCCACUGUUACUUUGACGGGGAUGUGCCUGAAGAGGAUAAACAGAAGACUGAGGUCAAAUCUGAGGAAGAAGGUCGUCCGGGCCAGAAGAAAGUAACUGACAAAUCACAAAGUCACUUGUCUACAACAGCAAUUAAGGAUGAGCCUCCGGACACAUGGGAUGAAGACCAGGAAGAAGAGGAGGAGAGAGAGAAGCCAAUUAUUAAAGAUAAGGAUGCGGAGUUCUUAGUUCAGGAAGUAGUCAGAGAUAAAUCACUGGAUGACUACUUGAAGAGAGAUCUGCAGAGCAAGAAAUCAGAUCCAAAGUACAAAGAAAUGCUGAAAUUUCGGGAGAAGCUACCAUCCUAUGGGGAAAAAGAGGAGCUGGUAAACUUGAUCAAUUCUAAUCGUGUCCUAGUGGUGAGUGGAGAGACCGGAUGUGGAAAGACCACUCAGGUCACUCAAUUCAUCCUAGACGACCAUAUCAACAGAGGCAUGGGCUCAAUGUGCCGUGUGGUCUGCACGCAGCCUCGUCGCAUCAGUGCCAUCUCGGUUGCAGAACGUGUAGCAGCAGAGAGAGCAGAAAGUGUUGGGAAUGGAAAUUCCUGUGGUUACCAAAUCCGCCUGCAGAGCCGGUUACCAAGGAGACAAGGUUCGAUCCUGUACUGUACAACAGGCAUUAUUCUUCAGUGGCUUCGCUCAGACCCAUUGUUGUCCAGUAUCAGUCACCUGGUGCUGGAUGAAAUCCAUGAGAGGAACCUGCAGUCAGACGUUUUGCUCAUCAUUGUAAAGGACUUACUCAGUCUCCGGGAUGACCUUAAGGUCAUCCUCAUGAGUGCUACACUCAACGCAGAGAAGUUUUCUGCAUAUUUUGACAACUGCCCAAUGAUCCACAUUCCUGGUUUGACAUUCCCAGUGGAGGAGUUUCUGCUUGAGGACAUUAUAGAGAUGACCAGGUAUCGUCCCCAGAGUCAGGACCGUCGUCCCUCAUGGAAGAGAGGUUUUUUGCAGGGACGCAACUCCAGACCUGAGAAGGAGGAGAAAGAGGCUGAAUACAGGGAGAGCUGGCCAUGUUAUGCACGCACACUGCAGGGCAGGUACUCUGACACGACCAUUGAGGCUCUCGAGAUAUUAGACAGAGAUGAGAAGAUUGAUCUGGACCUAAUCCUGGCACUAAUACGUUAUAUUGUGCUCAAUGAGGAGGAAGGAGCAAUCUUGGUAUUCUUGCCUGGUUGGGACAACAUCAGCAGUCUCAAUGACCUGCUCAUGGCUCAGCAGAUGUUCCGAUCAGACCAGUUUGUUAUCAUUCCUUUGCACUCCCUCAUGCCGACCGUUAAUCAGACACAGGUGUUUAAAAGGCCGCCUCCUGGAGUUAGAAAGAUUGUGAUUGCUACCAAUAUAGCUGAGACCAGCAUCACCAUCGAUGAUGUUGUUUAUGUGAUAGAUGGAGGCAAGAUUAAGGAGACCAACUUUGACACCAGCAAUAACAUCAGCACCAUGAUGGCUGAGUGGGUUAGCUUGGCCAAUGCCAAACAGAGGAAAGGACGUGCUGGCAGAGUGUGUCCUGGGAAGUGCUAUCACCUGUACAAUGGUCUGAGGGCCAGCCUGUUGGAUGCCUAUCAAUUACCUGAAAUUAUGAGGACACCACUGGAGGAGCUGUGCUUGCAGAUCAAGAUACUGAAGCUUGGGUCAAUAGGUCGAUUCCUGGAGAAAGCCCUGGACCGUCCCACUGAAAAGGCUGUCAACCUAGCCAUCAAGAAUCUCACAGACCUGAAUGCCCUGGACCAUACGGAGAAUCUGACAGCACUGGGUUUCCACCUGGCUCGUCUGCCUGUGGAACCUCACAUUGGCAAGCUCAUCCUGUUUGGAGCUCUGCUGGGCUGCCUUGACCCUGUACUCACCAUCGCUGCUUCCCUCAGCUUCAAAGACCCUUUCUUCAUACCCUUGGGUAAAGAGAAGAUGGCAGACAUGAGGAGGAAGGCCCUCUCCAGAAAUUCCAAGAGUGACCAUCUCACUGUUGUCUAUGCUUUCCAGGGCUGGGCAGAUGCAAAGCAGCAUGGAGCCAGGUAUGAAAGGGAAUACUGCUGGGAAAACUUCCUGUCUGCCAACACACUCCAGAUGCUGCAAAACAUGAAGGGCCAGUUUGCUGAGCAUCUCAUGCAUGCAGGCUUUGUCAGCAGCAAGGAUCCCAGAGACCCCAAAUCUAAUGUCAACUCGGGCAAUGAAAAAUUAAUCAAGGCAGUGAUUGUAGCUGGUCUGUAUCCAAAGGUGGCCAUGAUCCGACCAUCUCACAGCAAAAAGAGGCCAGGUGUCAAGGUGUACACUCAGGCUGAUGGAAGAGUGAAUAUCCAUCCAAAAUCUGUCAAUGCUGAAGAGACAGAAUUCAACUAUACUUGGCUUAUUUACCACCUCAAGAUGAGAACGAGUAGCAUCUUCCUGUACGACUGCACUGAGGUGUCGCCGUUCUCACUGCUGUUCUUUGGAGGAGACAUCACCAUCCAGAAAGACCAGGACCAGGAGACCAUCGCAGUGGACCAGUGGAUUGUCUUUAGAUCCCCUGCACGGAUUGCUCACCUUGUUAAGAGUUUAAAGAAAGAGCUGGAUUCUCUGCUGCAGGAGAAAAUUUGUAAUCCUGCUCCCGUGGACUGGCAAAACCGGCAAUCCAAAGACUGUGCUGUGAUCACAGCCAUCAUAGACCUCAUCACUACCCAAGAGAAGCCCACAGGCUGUGGCAGAACAUGGGCACCUGCCCCAAGAGGACAGCAUGUUUACUUCAAUGAUGAAGAUGAAGACGAUGAUUAAAUGUGGCUGCCUGCAUCCUUGGACACAGGGUUAGUGGUAAUAUUUAUGAAAACCAGCUGGCCUCCUUGAUGGUUCUGCUUGAGUGAAAUUUUACUGCUCCCGAAGGCCAAACACAGGCCACUGGAAUAAUAAAAAAAUAAACUUGUCCUGCAUAUCUGA